AUGAGCCAGGUCAAGAACCUGCGUGCCAUGUUUGAAAGCAAAGGCGAUACCAGCCCGCCCGAUAGCAGAGGACGCUCUCCAACAGGUGGCUCACCCCAGCACCACCACCACCCAUUUGGCCGCCCACGCAAGCAGCGCCUGCUCUACCUCCACUACCAAUCGAUACCCCGCGACAAGUGCCAUUAUCUCACGAUAGCGUCGGUAGCUGGGUAUUUAUCUUCAGCUUCAGCCACCUCCGAAGCUCCCAGACCCCUCUCCAAAAUCAGAACUAGCUUUGUCGCCGUAGAAAAAGACGGCCGCGUGGGACUAAAACGCGAUCAGAGCGGCGAAUCCAGCGUCUCCCGACGACGUCUCAGCAACGACACAGAGCCCAGUCUCUACCGCUCCAGAAGCAAAAUGUCAACUCAAGACGAUUCAGUCAGAACCCCGGCUCCCGAGUCUAUCCCUGAGGCGCCGGAUGCUGCCGAGACCGCCGUCGAGCAGCCCAGCAACAUCUCCGAAGCGGCGAGCAGUUCUCCGGCCAAAGCCAAGGAAGCGGCUCCAGUCAAGCCUACCACUCCACGUCCCACCACGACAGCUUCCAAAUCAGCUUCCAAAACAGUUCCCAAAUCCGCAGCAUCCAAAACGGAACCUACGAAGCGACCCGGCAACAAGCCUGUCGCAUCAACGAGAGCCACCGGCGGCACCACUCCUAUCAAGAAGCCAGCUUCUGUCAAGACUGGCGCCAAUGGCACGGGUUUUGUCAAGCCCAAGCCAAAAUCUCCCACGAAGCCUGUCAACCUGCCAUCGUCGCUGAUGGCUCCGACAGCUGCUUCUGCCCACAAGGGCGGAGCAAGUCGACAGUCGAAUCUUCCCCAGUCCGCCAGCACACAUGCUGUUGGCGCUUCUGCUGCGUCGAAGCCCGUGAAUAGUAAGAAUUCCGUCGUGAACCGCCAGCGACCAAGCCUUGGAGUCCCCCCCAUCAACAAGGCGGCGCAAGAGUCAAUGCCGAACAAAAGACAGAGUCAUGUUGACGAGGGCUUCCUUGCGCGUAUGAUGCGUCCUACCGCAGCAUCCUCAAGCAAGACGACAGAAAAGGGUGCUCCCUCCACUCCUCCGAAGAAGCCUACGCCGCGGACUUCAAACGUUGGCGUCGAGAAUAUUAAGCGUAAAUCCAAGAGCCCAGUGCCCCGUCGUGCCGGAUCUGUUGCCCGCUCUAGGGAAGCCACAUCUCGGGCCGAAAAGGUACACGCAAAGCCUGCAGCCAAGACGGCUUCCACUGUGGCGAAGGCGGCCGCUUUACCCGCAGCUGCCGCUACUGCCGCUGGUGCUGCCGCCGUUGCCUCCAAGGCUGUCCCUGAUACGACUGUCUCCAAUCUGGCCGACAAGCUUAAAGAUCUCGAAAUUGAGGAGUCAAAGCAGGAGCCAAAAGAAGAACCAGCGUCUGAGACUGAGCUCGAAACUGAACAACGACCCGAGACCGAGGCUGAGCCUGAGGCUGGGACUGAGCCUGAAGCGGAAGAACACGUUCAGGAUGCGCCUAUUGAAGACCGGGCGCUGGAGGCUGAACCUGAAGCUGAGCACGAUAUUGCCGAGGAGCACGUCCAGAAAUAUAUUGAGGAAUGUGAAACUGUUGAAGAUACCCAACUCGAACCUGAAGAGGAGCACGAGGCAGCUCCUGUUGGUCACAUUGAGGAACCCGAGCUUAUCGCUGAUGCAGGGACACUCGUUCCGCAUAAUCCCAUCGAUGAACCCGUUGAAGAACCCCCCACGCACGAAGAACCAGCAUCUCUCGAGCAGGCCACUGUUGAAGCCGCUCAGGUCGAGACUGCUGAGGAGGCCAUUGAAGUCGCCGAGGACGCGGACCCUGAGCAUUGCAAUAGCUUCAUUGAUAUCGCUAAGCCCGUGGAGUCUGGCAUUAACAACUUCACCAUCAAAGGGGGUAUUGUUGGCAACGGCCAUGUCGACAAGGUUGACAGCGUCGCCGACAUUGAGCCCGCGUCUAGCAUUUCGAAACUUGCCGAAACCACUCCCGAGCACAGCGAAAAGGCGACCGACGAGGUCGUCGGCAAGGAUGCUGACACGGCCGCGUAG
Messenger RNA from Beauveria bassiana ARSEF 2860, 2073 nucleotides. RefSeq lists its product as uncharacterized. The transcript has 2 exons. The record is from RefSeq and is a predicted model, not a curated record. NCBI's taxonomy places the organism in Eukaryota, Fungi, Ascomycota, Sordariomycetes, Hypocreales, Cordycipitaceae. Bases 1 to 2073 code for a protein of 690 amino acids.